This is a messenger RNA of Panthera uncia (snow leopard), 5398 nucleotides long. RefSeq names its product pleckstrin homology and RhoGEF domain containing G1 (gene PLEKHG1). Bases 99 to 4274 code for a protein of 1391 amino acids. NCBI's taxonomy places the organism in Eukaryota, Metazoa, Chordata, Mammalia, Carnivora, Felidae. The record is from RefSeq and is a predicted model, not a curated record. Gene Ontology annotation, molecular function: guanyl-nucleotide exchange factor activity. The transcript has 15 exons.
AUGUGCACCAGUUAGCUCUUGAAGUGCCAUCAGCUGUAGCAGAAAUUCCAGAUCCCAAGACCAUAGCCAGGCAUCCCCGCUCCCAGGAACUGAAGGCCAUGGAGCUCUCUGACAGUGACCGCCCCGUCAGCUUCGGCUCCACGUCGUCCUCCGCCUCUUCCAGGGACAGCCAUGGCUCCUUCGGCAGCAGAAUGACCUUAGUUUCGAACAGCCACUUGGGCUUGUUUCACCAAGAUAAGGAAGCCGGGGCCAUAAAACUGGAGCUGAUUCCGGCCAGGCCGUUUUCCAGCGGCGAGUUGCAGAGGGACAGCGCCGCCGGGCAACAACAGAACGCCGACGAGGGCGACGAAGGGCAGCCCCGGGCCCAGCGCAGAAUGGAGGCCAACGGGGCGACCCAGCCGGGUGCGGAGUCGGCCACCAGCCCCAAGCUCCUCUAUGUGGAUAGGGUUGUCCAGGAAAUUCUGGAGACCGAAAGGACUUACGUGCAAGACUUGAAAAGCAUCGUAGAGGAUUACCUUGACUGCAUCAGGGACCAAACAAAACUUCCGCUGGGGACAGAAGAAAGAUCAGCCCUCUUUGGAAACAUACAGGAUAUCUACCACUUCAAUAGUGAACUUCUACAAGAUUUGGAAAACUGUGAAAACGAUCCUGUGGCCAUAGCAGAAUGUUUUGUGUCCAAGAGUGAAGAGUUCCACAUUUACACGCAGUACUGCACUAACUAUCCAAGAUCAGUGGCUGUGCUAACAGAGUGCCUGCGGAACAAGAUGCUGGCCAAAUUCUUCAGGGAACGUCAGGAAACUUUGAAACACUCACUGCCUCUGGGCUCCUAUCUCUUGAAACCAGUUCAACGGAUUCUCAAGUAUCAUCUCCUUUUGCAUGAAAUAGAAAAUCACCUUGACAAGGACACAGAAGGCUAUGAUGUGGUGCUUGAUGCUAUUGACACGAUGCAGCGAGUGGCCUGGCACAUCAAUGACAUGAAGAGGAAACAUGAACACGCGGUCCGGCUACAGGAGAUACAGAGUCUGCUCACUAACUGGAAAGGGCCAGACCUGACCAGCUAUGGGGAACUGGUGCUCGAAGGGACCUUUCGCAUCCAGCGGGCCAAGAAUGAGCGGACGCUCUUCCUCUUUGACAAGCUGCUUCUGAUCACAAAGAAGAGAGACGACACGUUUACGUACAAAGCUCAUAUCCUGUGUGGCAACCUCAUGCUCGUGGAAGUGAUACCAAAGGAGCCUCUCAGCUUCAGCGUCUUCCACUAUAAGAACCCCAAGCUGCAGCACACGGUUCAGGCCAAAUCCCAGCAAGACAAGCGCCUGUGGGUUCUGCACCUGAAGAGACUGAUCCUGGAGAACCAUGCGGCAAAAAUUCCAGCUAAGGCCAAGCAAGCAAUACUUGAAAUGGAUGCCAUUCACUAUCCCGGCUUCUGUUACAGUCCCGAGGGAGAGACUAAAGCAUUUUGUGGUUCUCGAGACGGUUCUGCUCCAUAUCGGCCGAGAAGAAAAUCUGAACCUUCCUCAAGAUCACAUAAAGUCUUGAAGACCAGUGAAACAGCACAAGACAUCCAAAAGGUCUCCAGAGAGGAAGGGUCUCCCCCGCGGACCUCAACGGGACCAUCUCCCGCACAGAGGAACAGUCAGCCGAGCACUUCUGCCAUUAUCAGCGUGCUUCGUGGGGGAGGAGCCAUCAGAAACAUCUGGACGGACCACCAGAUCAGACAAGCCUUGUUUCCUAGCCGUCGGUCCCCUCAGGAGAAUGAGGAUGGUGAAGAUGACUAUCAGAUGUUCGUGCCCUCUUUCUCCUCCUCGGAUCUGAACUCUGCCAGACUGUGUGAAGACGGCACUUCCAGUCGCCCUUGCAGUUGGCACAUGGGACAGAUUGAAUCCACAGAAGCCACCGGCUCUGGCCACCGGGUUGUCAGGCGGGCCAGUAGCGCUGGCGAGAGCAACACGUGUCCCCCCGAAAUAAGAAUUCGGGACGGUGGUGGCUCUCAGUAUAGCCCCCGAAGGGAACUGCAGAGUGGCCCUAAAACAGAAGGGCAGGAAGGAAUGACUCCCUUUGGGUCAUCCGUAGAGUUGACUAUUGAUGACGUAGACCAUGUCUAUGACAACAUAAGUUACGAGGACUUGAAACUGAUGGUUGCCAAACGGGAAGAAGCCGAACCCACGCCCCCCAAAACAGCCAGGGACUCUGUCCGCCCCAAGAGCACCCCGGAGCUGGCCUUCUCAAAGAGGCAGGCUGACCACGAGAAGACCUCUCUGCACACGAUGAGGGACGGAGCGCCAACUGGUCGCCAGGCAUCGAACCAAAGCACACACGAACUCCAGAUGGUUGAGGAGAACAUCUAUGACACCAUAGGGCUCCCAGAUCCCCCCUCACUGGACUUCAAAUGCAGCAGCCUGAAGCGUCCCAAGAGGAGCACCUUCUUAGGUCUGGACGCCGACUUUGCAUGCUGCGACAGUCUGAGGCCCUUCGUUUCCCAGGACAGCCUCCAGUUCAGUGAGGACGAAGCCCCUUACCACCAGGGCCCCUCUGAUAAUGAUUAUUUGAGUUUGCUCUAUAACUCUUUCAGCUGUAACCUGUCCCUAGCCGAUAAAUCGAUAUCUGAUAAACUGUCUGAAGAAGUGGACGAAAUCUGGAAUGACCUGGAAAAUUACAUCAAGAAAAAUGAAGUCAAAGCUAGAGACCGGCUCCUGGCAGCAUUUCCCGUCAGCACAGAGGACAUGCCGGGCAGGCUGUACUCCGAGAGCACCCCCGAGCUGGGCAGAGAGGCGGCACGUUCCAUGUCCACGCUGUCCCUCCCGGAGGGCCACGCUUUCCUCACGCCGCUGAAAGACAGCGGCAGACGUAGCCGGGCCAACUGCCCGUUUGAGGAAGACCUGAUUUCUAAAGAAGACUCCUUUAUGAGUCUCAACCGGCUGUCUCUGGCCAGUGAAACACCUCCCAUGGAAAAUCCCUACGACUUGGCCAACAGCGGUCUGUCCCAAACAGACUUGGAAACCCCUGACCCUGGGAUGGAUGCCACAGAUAAGACAAGAAGCAGGGUUUUUAUGAUGGCCAGGCAGUACAGUCAGAAGAUCAAGAAGGCAAAUCAACUCUUAAAAGUGAGAAGCCCAGAGUUGGAGCAGCCACUGGCCGGCCAGCAACAGAAGUCCACGCACAAAGACCUGGCGGCCAUCUUAGAAGAGAAGAAGCAAGGGGGCCCUGCCAUCGGUGCCAGGAUUGCCGAGUAUUCCCAAUUGUACGACCAGAUUGUAUUCAGAGAGACCCCCUUUAAGACCCAGAAGGACGGCUGGGCCAGCCCUCGAGAACCCUCCAACCCCACGUCUGCAUCAGCUCCCCGGUCCCAACAUGGCAGCGAAGAUUGGCUUUUGCAUUCAACCUAUAGUAAUGGAGAGUUAGUGCACUUCUGUCCCCAGCCAGAGCAAGACUUGAAGUCGAAACAUCCCAUUUUAGAGAUCAACACAAAAAACAUUCCAAGACAGUUGUCCACAGCUUGCUCUGUGCCUUCUCUUCAAACCUCCGACCCUCUGCUGGGCUCCUUCCAGAGACACAGUGUGAUAGUCAGUCAGCCCAACAAAGAGAACUCUUACCAGGGCCACCUUUACAACUCUUUGGGUCGGAAAGGAAUCAGUGCUAAAUCUCAGCCUUAUAAUAGGUCCCAGUCAUCUUCCUCAAUCUUGAUAAACAAGUCCGUGGACUCCAUCAACUACCCUGGAGAAGUGGGAAAGAAACAGCUGCUGUCUUUGCACAAAAGUUCAAGGUGUGAGAGCCACCAGGAUCUGCUGCCAGGUAUGGCUGACUCGUGUCAACAGGGCACUGAAAAACGCUCCGAUCUCACGCUCCAAGACUCACAGAAGGUUCUGGUCGUCAAUAGAAAUUUGCCCUUAAGUGCUCAAAUAGCUACACAGAACUAUUUUUCCAAUUUCAAGGAGACUGAAGGAGACGAAGACGACUACGUGGAAAUCAAGUCAGAAGAAGAUGAGUCAGAGUUAGAGCUAUCUCACGGUCGUAGGAAGAAGGCUGUCCCACAGAUGACGGAUGCUGACUUUACUGAGAAGACCCGUAGCAACAACACGUCUUACUCUGUGAACAGUCCGUGCUCUCCCAAAGAGCCAAUGGGCGACCCACUUGGGAUUUCACCAUACCUGACGUCCUACGACGAUUCGGACAAACUGAAUGACUAUCUUUGGAGGGGGCCGUCUCCCAAUCAGCAAAACAUCGUCCAGUCGCUGAGGGAAAAAUUUCAAUGUCUCAGUUCCAGCAGCUUUGCCUAAGUUUCUCAGUAGAAGCUGCGCAAACCAAUGUCGUGUGAGGCUCACAGAUUACAGAUACUGAGAGGUGUUUUCUAUGUACCAGAUUAAAAACGAUUUUGUAAUAACCAGAAGUGUAAACCAUACUUUCUUUUCCAGCACAACUUUUGGAAACGGCUGACAAGCCAGCCGGAAUCGUACUGUAUAGCCAGUGUCUUCUCUGAUGCUGUGUCGUGUCUCCUGUAAGUCGAUCUUACUUGAAAAUUUUUAGGCUUUUUUUUUUUUUUUUAACCUGAUGGCCGUGAUACGUUCUCCCAUAUCCUGACAAUAGUGUCCAGACUUUAACAAAUGCCAUAAUCCUCUCCUAUUAUCCAGAACCCACAAAUAGUUUUAUUCUAGGACCCAAAGGCAGCAAGGAGGCUUUUCCGCAUGUUUGCGAAAGAGGGGAAACGAAAGCUGUUUAAAGGAUUACGUGAAUCACAUCCGGCAUUUGGGUUUCAUUUGCGACAAGACCCUAGCAAAACUUAAGCUAGAGAUCUCUCAUUGGAGGAUGAAUCUCCGGUGCCCGUUUCACUCUGUAUCCGUGAUUUCUCUAUCAGGGUCACGCUAGUGUAGAAAUUGGGUACCUAUCGUGCACCAGAAGGUAGCAAGACCAAUUUUGUAUAAGCCAAAAUCCUUACCUCUUGUUCCUGGACGAGGUCUGGAGAAUGUGCUCGCUCUUAUGUUUAUUUUUGAUGGCUGGAGUAAAAGGAAUGCCUUCCUCAAGUGCUUAAAGAAAACUCCAAGCAAGAAAAUAGAAAAGAUGGUUAUCUCCUCAUAUUACAGUUAAAGAGGGGGCGGAAAUAGAACCCUGCAUGCUAUUUCUUUGUGCAUAUCUCUACUCAACACAAAGCAAGCCAGGAGCUAAAACACAACAACACACGUUAGCGUCACCCUUUGCACAGCAAUUUUUCCUUUGUACUUUCCUGAGUUUCGUAUUCAACCAAAUGACCUCAUCCCAGCCUUGAGGAUUUCGUUGACCACGAUGAAAUGUGUUUUUUAAACUAAGCGUAACGCGAGGGCCUCUUUUCGUUGUUUGAGAGCAAAGAAUCUUUGGCUGCUAAGCUGUGACUAAAAACCUCUUUUCAUUGUCAUUAUGGUCUUCGAGU